Messenger RNA from Penicillium nucicola, 915 nucleotides. RefSeq lists its product as uncharacterized. The record is from RefSeq and is a predicted model, not a curated record. The coding region runs from base 1 to 915 and encodes 304 amino acids. The transcript has 2 exons. NCBI's taxonomy places the organism in Eukaryota, Fungi, Ascomycota, Eurotiomycetes, Eurotiales, Aspergillaceae.
AUGUCCACCCAACCUCUAUCCACAGCCGUGGGAUUUGAUCAUGUGUGCUUCGACGAAAAUGAACCUUCACAAGAAAAUCCACAAGAAAAUCCUGCAUCUUCCCAACCCCCAAAUAGACAUUUACAAGAAGCCCGACAAACAGACCAUAUAAAGCAACCCUACCGCUCCUUCAACGUAUUCAAAGAUAUAGCACUAGGCAUAUACGCCUUCAGCUUCAGUCUCCAAAUCCACCCAUCAGGAGGCAAAGCCCAAACACCAAGUCCAGUAUACCACACGCUGCGCAUCCCAUGGUACAAGCAGCGUCUGUACCUCCCCAGUCCAUUUGAUCUCUACGCCGGAGGCACGGUAGUGCGCAGCCGAAAGGAUCCCUCGCCGGACCGGCAAGACCAGCGCGCGCGGAUCCGCUACCACGGCAUCGAAGGCCUGUUUGGACUACAUGUUACUGCGGAGUUAUUCCACAUGGUAGAGUCUUCGGUGUUCAGGAACGAUCUUCCUGGAUCUGUGGCUGUUUCUUCACACCUGGUGGAGUAUUGCUCUGUUGAUAUUGUCCGCGAGGGUAUUGGGAGGACGUAUCGUGUUGAGGUUGUUAAUGAUGGGAUUGUGAAGACGUUUUAUUGGAAAGGGUCUAAGUCUGCGCUGGUUCGGUUUGAUGCUCGGGGUGGGGAUGGAGAUGCUGGUGACAAUAAUGGUAAUUUGAAGUUCUUUGCUGCUGAUCGGCCGGAUGAUGUUCUGGCUGUUUGGCAGAACCGGACGGAUAAACGGAUUCUGGGGUCUUUGGGUGUUAUUGCCGAGUUGGAUGCUGAGUCGGAUGGGGUUCUUGAGGGGCUCAUUGUUAGUUGUCUGGCUGUGGUUGUUGCAGAGAGAAUUUCUGGGCGUGGAUGGCUUGGUGGACUGGGGAAAUCUAAGAGAUCUUGA